GCAAAUCUUCCCGCCAUAUUCUGCCAUUUUCUCCAUCAAUUAAUAAUAAGCAAAUUAGGUAAUUGAAAAAGAAAAAAAAUUCCAAGCAUCAAACGAAGAAAGGAAGCAUAAGCAGCAUAAAUGGGUAUCAAAGAUCUUCUAAAGUUCAUGAAACCUUAUGUUGAACCCGUACACAUCAAAAAGUACACUGGCAAAAGAGUGGGUAUUGAUGCAUAUUCAUGGCUUCACAAAGGAGCUUAUUCAUGUAGUAUGGAGAUAUGUCUGGAUUCAAAUAGCGAUAAAAAGCUUCGGUAUUUAGACUAUUUUAUGCACAGAAUCAAUCUUCUUAGACAUUACAAGAUAACCCCAGUUGUUGUAUUUGAUGGUGCUAGUAUUCCUUGUAAAGCUACAACAGAACAUGAAAGGCACAGGAGAAGAGAAUCUAAUCGUAAAUUGGCAAUGGAGAAGCUUGAACAAGGGAAUGUUAAUGCUGCCAAUGAGUUCUUCCAGAGAGCAGUGAGUAUCACCCCACUCAUGGCACAUCAAUUGAUUCAGAUAUUGAGAUCAGAAAAGGUGGAAUUUGUGGUAGCCCCUUAUGAGGCUGAUGCACAGUUGGCGUACUUGUCAAGUCUUGAUGCAGAAAAGGGUGGUAUAGCAGCAGUUAUCACAGAGGAUAGUGAUCUAUUGGCAUAUGGUUGCCAAGCUACUGUUUUUAAGAUGGACCGAUUUGGCAAUGGCGAGGAGAUAGUUCUAGACAAGGUUUAUAAUGCUGUGGCUUGCAAGCCCUCAUUCCAACACUUUGACAGGGAAUUGUUUACAGGUAUGUGUGUCUUAGCUGGUUGUGAUUUUCUUCCAUCUGUUCCUGGGAUUGGAAUUGUGAAGGCUCAUUCAUUUGUUGUGAAGUAUCGAAACUUGGACCGUGUUUUAUCAGUUCUGAAGUUAGAGAAGGGGAAUCAAAUGCCUGAAGAUUAUUCCAAAUCUUUCAGGGAAGCUCUUGCAGUUUUCCAGCAUGCUCGAAUAUAUGAUGCUACCACAAGGAAACUCAUACACCUAAAACCUCUUUCACAAAAUCUUCUGGAUUCUCUAGAUGAGAAGCUCGAUUUUCUUGGACCAGAACUUCCUUCUUCAGUAGCAAUUGCAAUUGCUGAAGGAAACUUGAAUCCUACGAACAUGGAGGCCUUUAACAUUUUCCCAAGUUCGGAAUGUCAUCAUGACCCUAUUGUCAUCCAAAAUCCUUUUGAGCAGCAGAAACUUGAAGAUGCUGUAAUGUCGAGACAGAAGAACAGUUUUGUGGCCAGAUCAACGAAAACCGCAAAAAAAGAUGUCACAGGUAUAGUAAUGAAGCAGGAUCCUGUUAUAACUGAAAGGAAGUAUGUGAAUGAGGCUUUAGCACUUCAGAAACUAGUUUUACCUCAAGAAAUUCAUCUAAAAGUAGAGAAAGAAAUGGUUCUUCAAGAUAUUCCACUGAAGAUUCCUAACAAUCCAUUUAUGAUAAAGAGCAGUCCUGAAUCAGUUUUAGAUGUCUCAGACUACGAAAGAUCGAAUACGUUGUGUUCUACUCCAGAUAGCAAUCCACAAAAGGUUGCUGACAAUAGUUUUUGCAAGAAAAGAAAAAUAAACGAAAUUGACUUGCAUCAGAAAGAAAGCAUGGAUGAUCAAACUUCUGAGGUGACUGAAGAAAUCUCAGAAAUCUUGUUUGUCGCUAAGGAAUCCCAAGAAAGUGUGAAUUCCAAGCCUAUAAAAAUUCAUGAGGUGAAACGCAGAGGUAAAAAUGAGAAAACUAAGAGUAGCAAACAUAGGAGUGGAGAGAGUAAGCAAAACACUAUCUUGAAUUUCUUUUCUCCGGUGUAACCUUUGAAUCUCACCUCAUGCGUUGUAAUUCAUUUAAUUAUUUGCCCAUUUUGGGUUAUCAUUGUAGAUUAUCACUUGUUGAUGUCCUGAAACAGAGUGAAAAAGCAAUCUAAUCCUGCAAAAGCAAUACCAGUACUA
Ricinus communis (castor bean) is the source of this 1968-nucleotide messenger RNA. Its product is annotated as exonuclease 1. Lineage: Eukaryota; Viridiplantae; Streptophyta; Magnoliopsida; Malpighiales; Euphorbiaceae. The transcript is spliced from 12 exons. Gene Ontology annotation, molecular function: DNA binding; 5'-flap endonuclease activity; metal ion binding. The coding region runs from base 121 to 1830 and encodes 569 amino acids. The record is from RefSeq and is a predicted model, not a curated record.